AUGGCCAACGAUUUCAUAAGCUCAGCCAUGUCGGCUCUGGACCUGUCCGACCGGAGCUUCAGUCCGGUCCAGUCCAAGUGGACGUUCGCGUCGAGCUCGGCAUCGGUCGUCGAGACGAAAAAGAAGAGCUUGUCGAAGAUGGAGCACAUACGCGACGUGGCCACCCAUCUGGGCCUGAUGGAGCCGGAGAGGCUGCAGGAGGAGUGCGUGCGCGUCGAUCGGCGCCUCAUGGAGCGGCUGCUCGCCGCCACGGGCCUCCAGUCGGCGCAAAACUUCUUCUACAACAUAAUGCAGGAGAGCAACACGGUGAUCACGUGGCCGCCGAGCCUCAAGGCCAACGCCAAGACGAAGAAGCUGCCCUUCGUCACGGUGCAGGGCCUGGCCGGCAACAUACGCCGGGCCAAGGAGGCCAUCUACAAGCUGCUCGAUCCCCGCCAGAAGUGCCUCGUGACCAUGAAGCUCGAGAUGGACUACACCGACCACUCGGACAUAAUCGGCACGAAGGGCGAGACGGUCUCGCAGCUGAUGAAGGAGACCGAGUGCAAGAUCCACUUCCCGGACUGCAACCGCAAGUGCAGCCAGGCGAAGAAGAGCAACCGCGUGGCCAUGAUCGGCGAGCUGCGGAACGUCGAGCGGGCGCGCGCCCGCAUCAGGUCCAUGACGCCGAUGACCUUCAUGUUCGAGGAGGACAAGUUCCACCAGCCGGACGACCCGUACAUAGCCGAGAUCCAGCUCAAGUACCCGGUCAAGGUGACGCUCAAGUCGGUGCUGCGGGCCGGGGCCAGCCGCACCAGCGUCCACGUCAAGGGCUACGAGAGCGGCAUGGACGAGCUGCGCGAGGCCGUCACCCUGCUCAUUCACCACAUCUGCGGCAGGCCCGCCGGCCAGGUCGACGUCCACGCCUGCAUCAACGUCUCGCCCGAGUACCGCAGCAUCAUCUACGGCAAGAACAAUCGCAAUCUCGAGGCCAUCAUGGCCCGCACCGGCACCGACAUUCUCUGCUGGAAGCCCGACAAAACUUCCAAGCAGCAGCAGCAGCAGCAGCAGCAAAAUAAUCAGCGACGCAACGGUGGCCAGCAGCAGCAGCGUCGCAAUAGCCAGCUCGACACGUCGAAUUCGUCCGAUACGAAUGGCCCGAACAGCAGCGGCAAAAACAACAACAAAAAGCCCUAUCCAAGGCCCAACGAGCUCGUUAUAAAAGGACCGGUACACAAAGUUUACUUAGCGCGGGAAAAGCUGAUCGGCUCCCUUCCGAUCAUCUUGCUGUUCGACGUGCCGGAAAAGACCCUGAACACGCACUACGUCGAUAACGCCAACGACCUCAUGGAGAAGUACGACGUGUUCAUCAGCAUCCGGGAGAAGCCCAAGCAGGACACCUUUUCCGUCGUCAUCAAGGGCUACGAGCGCGACGUCUUCAAGAUCUACGAGGCCAGGAGGGAGCUGCUGAAAAGCGACGAGCCUCGGAUCGAGCCCGUGCUGCCCAAGACCUACGAGGCGGCGGCCCCCAAGACGAGCUUCCUCGAGGAGACCUACACACCGUACGCGACCGCCGGCAAAUUCGACGCCGACGCGGGAGAAACGACUCGGGCCCAGAGCAGGCCGGCCGCCAGCCGAAAAGCUGCGCGCCCCAAGUUCAAGGACGACUCGUCGUCGAUCGUGCCCGAUAUCGCUUGCGCGCCCUGGACGAGUCAGAAGCGAAACGACUGGCUGCCGCCACCCAUUUCGCCUGGCUUCGCUAAUCGUGCCUACACCCCUAUCUGGGACCAAUUUUUUAUGUCCUCGAACACGUGA
This is a messenger RNA of Trichogramma pretiosum, 1791 nucleotides long. RefSeq names its product protein bicaudal C-like. Gene Ontology annotation, cellular component: cytoplasm. NCBI's taxonomy places the organism in Eukaryota, Metazoa, Arthropoda, Insecta, Hymenoptera, Trichogrammatidae. The transcript has a single exon. The record is from RefSeq and is a predicted model, not a curated record. Gene Ontology annotation, molecular function: RNA binding. Bases 1 to 1791 code for a protein of 596 amino acids.